AUGCAAGCUCAAAGUUUUUGGAAAAGGUGGAGUGGAGAAUAUCUUCCACAACUCCACAAAAGAGGUUGCUGGUUGUCAAAAAAGGACAAUGUUAAAGUCGGUUCAUUGGCUAUUUUAAAGGAAGACAAUACACCAUCUCUCAAGUGGAAAAUGGUCAGAAUUACCAAGGACCAUCCUGGAGAUGAUGGAAUCGUUCGUGUGGUCACUAUCACUAACUCAGAUAGCAGGGAGUUCCAGCGUCCAACAUCCAAAAUCACAGUGCUGCCCAGUGUCAAAGAGGAAGAUGAUGCAGCCUAA
This is a messenger RNA of Macrosiphum euphorbiae (potato aphid), 297 nucleotides long. The record is from the annotation of a GenBank genome assembly. NCBI's taxonomy places the organism in Eukaryota, Metazoa, Arthropoda, Insecta, Hemiptera, Aphididae.